UGGCGUUCGAGAUCCCCCAUAUAAUCUUUGUUGAUAAAGGAUAAAACGAUAUAAUAACUGCUUUAUUUCGCCAAGAACAUCUGCAAGCGGUGACUAAAUUAUUCUCGUAAUCCCGUCAUUAGUGCUUGAAACAAAAAACGUAAUUUAAAUCUUCUCGUUUUUCAACAUUAUCAGAAGUUGAUAUCGCAAGGCAAAGAAUUUUAGGAUUUUGGAAUGGCUAAAAGAAGGAGCAUGAACAGAAGAUGGUCCAAGAGAUCUGGAAAUAAUUCAGCAUUGCUGAAUGAUGACACGAAUGUUCUCGAAGACGAAGAUGACUACUGGCGCUACCUCAACCAAACCAACUCUCGUCCUCCUUCAGGAGUAAACAUUACAGCCGCUACAGCAGUGCUCGAUCCAGAUUCAAACAUAAUAGAUUCCAAUGUCUCACCCACACAAUGGGAUUACCUCGAAAAGUCCACUGACAAUAUACCCCAGCGAUUCCCCAAAAAUUCAUCGAAACCGUCCGAGAAAGGAGGUUCUAGUAGCGAAAAUUCCCUCGAAGAUCCCUCAGAUUUAGAAGCCUCAACGAAAGUACGAAAGAAACGACCCUUCCUGGGACCGCCAAGGAAACCAAAAUCAAAAAACAUUUUUUCUAUGAGCUCCUCGCCGUCCACAGUAGAACUGAAUGCCCAUUCACCAUCCCGUGACGCCGCGUCUCCCCAAAAUUCUCCAGAUCAAUCGCCAUCUCGAGUUUCGAUUUUUCGGAUACCUCCCCAGGAUUCAAUGAACAGUCCAGAAUCUGGAAAAGUCAAGAAAAGACGCCCUCAGUUAAGGAGACAAACUCUGAAGCGAGUGGACCACAGCAUAGCCACAUCAGACAAUUUUAUUUUCCUACCUUCUCAAAAAUCCAGAAGAAGCAUCAUCAGACCUCGAUCCACCUUCUUCAACAGAUCUCCAGGGAGGAUAGAACCUAAAUCAACCUGCGCGAUGGAAAGUAAUUCUCAGGAAGGCAGUGCUAGCGAUACUGACUCUAAUGAACUCAUUUUUCAACCCCGAAAGAUAUUUGGGCAUGUAAAGAGUUUCAAAGUAUCGGAGAAUUCCUUUGCUGCCAUUCUCGAUGACCCUGAAGAACAAAAUCAAACUGUUGAAGUUUCCUCAAAGGAGAACAAUAAAAGCCAGCGUAGGAAUAAUGAUUCCGGCAAUGUGGCGUUGCAGAUAACUCCAAUGAACACUGAAGAGCGGUCGAAAGUAAUGAAUCAAUUCAACAACUCUAAAAAGCAUUCAGGAGAAAUAGAUGAAGUCUCAGAAUUUAGUAUUUCAGAAGAGUUGAAAGUUAAUAGGUCGAAAUUAGCUUCAGAGCAAUCUAAAAGAAUUAAACGAAUCCGCUAUGUUGUUGACGAUGAGGAGAAAUCUUCUGGUGAUUACCAGAGCUUUGAAGAUCCAGAACUAAAUAUUAAUACCGGUCAAAAGACAGUAAUUAGUAUCCUCGAAGAUAACCAGAAGGUUUCCAGAGGAUCCAAUAAUAAAAAAGUUCCUGAAAAUACAAACAAUACGAGAGAUGGUCUAGGGAAAAAGAGUUCCGUUGAAGUUCAAAAUAUAAAUGACUCCAAGACAUUCAGGCGAUCCGGAGUAUGUCAUAUUCCGUCUGAUAAACGUUUGGUCCAUCAGUCAUUUAUUUUAGGAGAACCAGGAGACCCUGAACAGGUGGAAACGUUUUCAAUUAAUCCGAGUAGAUCUAUGUGCUCUUUUAAGGCUCGAUCCGCUUGCUUAGAACGUUCCUCAUCUCCUAUAAUUUCUGCGGUAAUGUCUCAAGAUGUGAAACAACAUGAACGAACUCAAGAAUCCAUGAGAACAGAUGAAAGAGAUGAUAAUCGAACAUUUUCAUGUAAAAAUUUGAGUAUCACCAAAACUUCCUGCAAUGAAGUUUCAUUAGAUUGCACGAAAAAAGAAACCAUUAACAAAAACGAAACUCAAAUGGACCGUUCAGCCGCAUUUAGAUAUCCUCAAUUAAAAGAACAUGAUGAUCGGAAGGAAAUCAAUUCGGAUGGAGAAAUUAAUUUCGAAACUGAGGAGAAUAAUUCAAGAAAUCAUAGAGAUCUUGUAUCAAAUUCUGAGAAAGCAGAAAUUAGCAAUGAGAUUCAAAAUAGAAUAAAUUGCCCUGUUACCAAUCGACAAUGUCGAUCAAAAGGACAGAACGAGCAACAAAAAACCCAUUCUGUUAUUGAACUAGAUAUGGAAACAGUCGUUGAAAACGAAUCAAUCUCCUCUCAGAAUAAAUUUGAUGUCUCAGGAUGGGAAAUCCAUUCUCUGUUGAUAGACAGCAUCAAUUCUAUCACUGUAAAUGAAAAAAGACUUAGAGAAUCUAAUAAAAAUAUGACUGGCAUUACUAAGCGUACUUCACAGCCUGAUAACUGCAUUCAUUCUGGUCGAAAAUCCCCCAAAAUUUUCGUCCAGUACCCCGAGAGAUCUCUGAAUAACCCUAAAUAUGUUCAAAGUCCGAAUCAAAGAGAAGUAAAAAAAUCCAGUAGUAACAAGAAUUGCGACACAUCACAUCCUCCUACUCUCAGCCCGUUAAAAUCCUUCUCGGAACUUUCUGCAAGUAAACGACGACUGUUGAAAGAGUCUGAGAAUGCUGAAAUAGUACAAGAGGAUAAAAUCCAGCAACGCCCAGGUCCCAAAUCCUUUAAGGAAUCGCAAAGGUCGUUUUUAUCGAACUCAAAAUUUUUCAACACCUCAAAAACAUCGGCAGAAACACGUGACCCUAUUCAGGAACCAGAAUUAACGUAUAAUGAGAUAGAAAGUCUCAAAACAACCGAUCCUUCUCUUUAUCAACUCCCCCCCCAGCAGAGAAGUUCUUCAAUCAGUAUAUCAGAGUCCGAGCGCGAGGGUGCAAUGGUUUCGCCAGCUGCAGCUUCUAGAAGACUAGCAAAACCGAUGAAACCUUCUAUUGUUGCCAACGAAACUCAGAUGAACAGAAUAAAAUAUAAACGGCGAGAAAUAGAAUCCGAUGACGAGGAGCAUCAACCUCCAUCUAAGAAGCUUCUGUCUGCAUCUCCAAGGUUAUCAGUGCCUUCAAGGCAUCCAAUACCUUCUCAAUUUAUUGGUGUUCAUGCACAAGAAGACGAGAAUACUGUGCCAAUGAAUAUUCAAAUGGAACCAACACCUUCAACGUCAACCAGAGUUCAAAAGAACGGUGGAAGCAUUUCUGCAGCUAAUCCACUAGUGAAGCAGAUGAAGAAUUCUAGACAUUUAAAGAAUGAUGCCCUGUUGAAACAUAAUAACCAUCAAGUUCUUCAAAAAUCCGUAACUGUAAGUGCUCCUUUCAAUCCGGAGGAAUUUAAGAGAAAGCUGAAAGAAAGUAAACAAGUUCUGGAGAGGAUGAGAUCUAGGGAAGAAGAGGUUGAUUGUAAGAGAACUGAGAAGAAAAAGGAGAAUGUAAACAAGGUGGCGACGGGUUUUAAGGAGUUGAAGAAGCAAAAAAAGCCAGAGAAACUUCUGGAUAAAGCUUACAUUGUUAAUGGCAAAAUCUAUAAGAGACCAAAUCUCCCUAGACCUAAGCACUGGGCUACCAACAAUCUGUAUAAAUUCCUCUGGAAGAAGAUGGAACCCAAGUUUGGGGAGCAAUACAGAGUUAAGUCCGAGAAGUUCGUUGUGGAACUCGAUGAAGUCAUGACUGUUAUUAUGAGGAGGAGGAAAUACGAAAGCUAUAAGGGGGAACUAGCCGGCUUGUUGAGAAAAAUGGCUGAAUUCGGAAUAAUUGAAUCCAGACACGAUUUCUAUGGCUUCUGUUUCGAUUUCUUACCUUUCGAAUUUAGGAUCAAAGUAGUGCCUAUGUUGCAAGCUGGCAAUACUCAUAAUAUUCCCUUUGAGCCUGAGAAGCUGAUGGAGCCCAUUCUGGGGUAGAACUAAUUAAAGUUUAUAAAAUUUACUUGAUUUUUUUUCUACUUCAUCUGGUUAAAUUGAGCGUAUCUGAUAAAUAUAAUUAUAUGGAAUAUUUUCCUUCAUUCAGAUGUAAAAGCCAGUUACUGGAUAAUUGAUAAUAAACAGAAUAACAUGAUGA
Diachasma alloeum is the source of this 4039-nucleotide messenger RNA. RefSeq lists its product as uncharacterized. Bases 214 to 3882 code for a protein of 1222 amino acids. Lineage: Eukaryota; Metazoa; Arthropoda; Insecta; Hymenoptera; Braconidae. The transcript is spliced from 3 exons. The record is from RefSeq and is a predicted model, not a curated record.